Molecule: messenger RNA, 3954 nt
Organism: Siniperca chuatsi (mandarin fish)
Lineage: Eukaryota; Metazoa; Chordata; Actinopteri; Centrarchiformes; Sinipercidae
Gene: tp73
Product: tumor protein p73
Exons: 14
Coding region: 270-2285 (671 amino acids)
Biological process (GO): regulation of transcription by RNA polymerase II; apoptotic process; protein tetramerization
Cellular component (GO): nucleus
Molecular function (GO): DNA-binding transcription factor activity, RNA polymerase II-specific; RNA polymerase II cis-regulatory region sequence-specific DNA binding; protein binding
Source: RefSeq, a predicted model, not a curated record
AGCAUGCAAAUCAGUUUUCCUCCUGUUUCCUCGCAGUUAUUUUUUUUUCUCCGAAAAGUCAAUCAUCUCCAGUCGCUGUUAUCAUACUGUAAAGUCGGUCGAUUUUUUAGGUUUUUGUUGAUGCUGUUUUUUUAUGGAGGGUCACUCUCUUGGCAUGUUCGAUAAUAAACAGGCAGGUGCUCGGCUCAACAUAAGUCUUGGGUAUUUGGAUUGGAAUAAUAAUAACCUUCAGAGUGAUCUGUCCCUCACCAGACUAUCCAUCCUCUAAGAUGUCCCAGUCCACCAUUACUGAAGAAGGAGGCACCUUUGAGCACCUGUGGAGCUCCCUGGAGCCAGACAGCACCUACUUUGAGCUCCCCCCAGGCAGCCAGCCGGGUGAGCGCCCACUGCCUUCUACCAGCACCCCGGGGAGCCACCGCAGCACUGCCGAGGGCUCCAUGGACAUCUACCGCAUGAGGGACAUGAACGACAAUGUGAUGUCCCAAUACAACUUGCUGAGCAGCAGCAUGGAGAGCCUGGGGAGCCGCGCGACGUCCGCCAGCCCCUACAGCUCCGAGAACGCCUCCUCAUCAGCCGUGCCCACCCCUUCACCCUACUCCCAGCCCAACUCCACCUUUGAGGGCCUGUCGCCUGCCCCAGCCAUCCCCUCCAAUACCGACUACCCCGGACUGCAUACCUUCCAGGUGUCCUUCCAGCAGUCCAGCACUGCCAAGUCUGCCACAUGGACCUACUCUCCCUUGCUGAAGAAGCUCUACUGUCAGAUUGCCAAGACCUGUCCAAUCCAAAUCAAGCUUUCGUCCUCUCCUCCACAUGGCAGCAUCAUCAGAGCCAUGCCCGUCUACAAGAAGGCAGAGCACGUCACGGAAGUGGUCAAACGCUGCCCCAACCACGAACUAGGACGAGACUUCAAUGAUGGUCAAGCAGCCCCAGCCAGUCACCUGAUCCGGGUGGAGGGGAAUAACCUCUGUCAGUACGUGGAUGAUGCUGUCACUGGCCGGCAGAGUGUCUUCGUGCCCUAUGAGGCUCCACAGGUGGGGACUGAGUUUACCACCAUCCUAUAUAACUUUAUGUGCAACAGCAGCUGUGUGGGCGGCAUGAACAGGAGACCCAUCCUCAUCAUCAUCACUUUGGAAACCAGGGAAGGUCAAGUGUUGGGCAGAAGGUCAUUUGAAGGUCGGAUAUGUGCGUGUCCUGGCCGAGACCGCAAGGCAGAUGAGGACCACUUCAGGGAACAACAGGCCCUGAAUGAGAAUGUGGCCAAAAAUGGCAGUGCCAACAAGCGCAACUUCAAACAGAGUCCGCCAAAUAUUCCCAGUCCAAAUAUUAACAUGAGGAAGAGGCGGCAUGGAGAAGAAGAAAUUUACUAUAUUCCUGUUCGUGGUCGGGAGAACUUUGAGCUGCUGAUGAAGAUUAAAGACAGUUUGGAGCUGGUGGAGCUGGUGCCACAGUCACUGGUGGAGAGCUACAGACAACAAACACAACAGCAACUUUUGCAGAGACCGAGCCAUAUAACAUCCCCCUCCUCUUACUCCCCACUGUCCAACAUGAACAAGCUUCAUGCCCACGGAGGCCUUGGCAAACCGCCCUCAGUCAACCAGCUGGUGGGGCAGCAGCCCCAGCAACACCCCACUGCCCCCACCUCUAUAGCUCAUAUGGGUUCAAACAUGCUCAACAGCCACCACAUGCAGGCCAAUGGAGAUAUGAAUGGUGGCCACAGCAGUCAGACUAUAGUGUCUGCUUCCCACUGCAGCCCGCCCCCUCCGUAUAACCCUGACCCCAGCCUUGUCAGUUUUCUAACCAGUCUGGGCUGUCAGAACUUCAUCGAGUACUUCACCUCCCAAGGUGUCCAAUCUAUCUACCAUCUCCAGACUCUCUCCAUGGAGGAUUUAGGUGCACUGAAAAUACCGGAGCAGUCCCGCCUUGCCAUCUGGCGAGGUCUGCAGGACAUGAAACAAGGUGCUCCCCUCCAACUGCCUGCCUCUACUCAUCACCAUGACUAUCAUGGCCAGCAGCUUCUUCGCUCCAGCAGCAACAUGGCUGCCUCUGCCAUGGCGGCCAUUGGAGCUGCCGGAGGAGAACUGCAGCGUCAGCGCGUCAUGGAGGCUGUGCACUUUCGUGUCCGCCACACCAUCACCAUCCCCAACAGGUCAGGUGUCGUUGGGACGUCAGGGAUGGCAGCAGCUACUGAUGAGUGGGCUGACUUUGGUUUCGACAUGCCCGACUGCAAGCUGUCACGUAGCAAGCACUCCGUCAAGGAGGAGUUCAUGGAAAGUGAUGUUCACUGAGCCGAAAAGAAUCUUUGGACUGUUUUGCCAAUAUUGUUGUCAGCAUCAGCCUAUUUACAGAGUAAAAGCAUGUGGAUAGGGUCUUUAAAUGUGCUUUUAGGUGUUGCUAUCAUAUUUCAGUCAGUGAUUUUGCAGAGAAUCAAGUUCCAUUUUGAGUGUGGGACAUUUUCAGUGUGUUAAUACACUUUUCUGUGCAGUCUUUAUUUUGGGCUUGGACAAUUGUUCCACCUAGAAGAAUGAACAUGAGAUGACACAAAAGGACAUCUCAAGUCUAAAUAGCAAAUACCACUGUGGCAAUAGCAUUGUCAAGGCAAUGCUAAACACACUUGGUCUGGACUAUAUUUUUUGGGACUCUGAGAAGUGCAUGUUAAAAGAGGGAAAUAUUUUUUUUUCUGGAAAACUGGAUGUUGUUUGGUUGCACUGUGCAAUAAUACAUGACACAUUUUUCUUUUACAGCAUCCAGUUACUUUUAUGGUGAACAUAAAAUGUAGCAAUUGCACACUCAUGCAAAUGUCCCAGUAGACAUAUCACCAUUUCACAACUUGCUAGUUUCAAUUUUGUGUUUAAAUACACAAAAUUAGUACUCAGCUGACUUAUUUAUUGUUCUUUCAGUUUUCCUUCACUUGUACAAAUGUAUAUACUGUAUCUUGUAAAUGUUUUGGACUAGAUGAGGUUGAAAAGGGGUAUUUAGAUUCAAAAUGGUGUAUGCUGUUUGAACCAAAUGUAUAGAAUUGAAUGGUAAAUCAAACUCACAGCUACGGGAACCCACUGUCAUGUAUAUUUUUAAUGGCUAUGAUAAUGUGACGACCUCUAGUUCAGCAUGCCCUUAUCAUUUCAUUGUUAAAAGAAUGUUUAAUGGGUUUUGGUAUUAAUAGUGUGUAUUCAUGAAAACUCCUGAUGGAAAUCACAGUAAUAUCAGAAGUUAGACAUUGCAUCAAUUUCUUUUUUAUUAAGUUGUAGGAAAUACUGUGUUAAUUAUUGUAUAUGCAAAACAGUUGAGUGACAAAACAUCAAAAAACAGUAUUAUAUCUUAAUAGCAGGGAUUUAAUCUGAAUUGUGAAUAAUAAAUUAAGAAUAGCAUCCCUGUUUACCAAGACACCAGACAAAACAGUAGCAUUUUUAUCUUUCUCUUCUUCUCUCUUGAAAAACCUUGCAGGGCAAGGUCUUCAUGUAGCUAGUUGUGUACCUAGUAUGUAUCUUCAUGGUACUUGUUUGUGGAUAUUUAAUAGCAACAUUCCAGUUUUAUUUCUAGAUUGCCAUCCAGCAUGAUUAAUCAUGGUGCAAUUCUAGUAAUGGUGUCAAAUUUGUUUGUAGUAACUACAUGACUUUGUAGCAUGACCAUGAUAAAAAUGUACCAGACUUGCAGCCAUUUUCUUUAUAAAGUCCUUCUCACUUACAAAGACACACGUACUUUCACCCACUAACCACCAACUGGUCAAAGAAAGAGCACUUUAAUACUUUAAAAGUAAAAUAAUCUAAGAUUAUUUGUGCUUAUGAUCAGUAUUAUGCAUUACCACAAUGUAAUAAGUUUUUUGUUAUCAGUUUUGUAAAGAUUAUUAAGAUGUGUACCUAUAUAACUUGCUGUUCAUCAAUGUCCAUUAGUUUCUGAGCGUGUUAAGUUCAGUGUUUUUUCUUAAAAUCAUGGAUAUUAAAAUAUUUCCUUCCUUUA